Messenger RNA from Oncorhynchus masou masou (cherry salmon), 3020 nucleotides. Its product is annotated as membrane-spanning 4-domains subfamily A member 15-like. Bases 257 to 880 code for a protein of 207 amino acids. The record is from RefSeq and is a predicted model, not a curated record. Gene Ontology annotation, cellular component: membrane. The transcript has 7 exons. NCBI's taxonomy places the organism in Eukaryota, Metazoa, Chordata, Actinopteri, Salmoniformes, Salmonidae.
GGGCGGGGGGGGAAUGGUCUCAUAAAAUUUGAGGAAUGUUAUACAUUGCUAAAAAGGCUUGUUUUCGACGGCCAGAAACAUAUAAGUUGGGUUCAGUGAUCAGGAAAACCUAAAAGUUAACGUCUGUUGGAAAGUUCCGAACGAUUACCUCUUGAUUUAGUCAACUGAUCAACUCAACAGUUUGGUCGCAGUUGCAAAUGAGAACUUGUUCUCAACUGGCCUACCUGGUUAAAUAAAGGUGAAAUAAAAUAAAUAAAUGUCGAUGAACAUGGCGUCCGACAUCAGUCCAGCAGGGGGAGAAGGAGGGCCACAUACCACUAUGGUGGGAGGAAGUAAACCACUGCACCGCUUCAUCAGAGGCGAGCCAAAGAGUACUGGGAUUGUAAUGAUGUUCAUGGGAUCAUCACUCUUCAUCUUGGGGAUUCCAAUGAGGCUGGAUACACUGAUGUCCUCUGCUGAGACGUUCACCCCUUUUUGGCUAGGAAUCCUGUUCAUCAUCUCUGGGUUGUUAUAUGUGCUCACAGAGAGGAAUCCUUCAAAACAACUGGUGACAGCAAGCCUGGCCUUUAGUAUCAUCUCUAUGUUGGGGGUCACAGUGGCUUUCUUUGAAUUCCUUAAAGGCAUCCUGCACAUUCGGCAAUCACAUGACUACUAUGAUCAUUACAACUAUGACUUCAACGCCACAGAAUCUGGCAGAGUUGUAGUCUCCUGGCAUAAACAACAUAUGUACCAGUUGAUCAGCCUUGAGGCUGUAUUUAUGUACCAGAGCUUAGUAGGCAUGGUGCUCCUAAUUGUGAUGACAUCAUUUGCCAGGGUUGCCCUGCAUUCCAGCAAGACACAGGCAGUUGUGGUAAUGCAAGAUCUACCAUCACCAGACUGAAUAAAGAAAAGGCUUUUCUGACUGUCUCUGCCGUGAUGAAUAGAUAGAAAAUUUGGACUUGCCCAUUGAUAUGAAAUAAAUGUAUUCACAAAUAUGUAGAACAUUUCUUUAAAUCCACAUAUAUGGAAUUGUCUUUGUAUACACUCGUCUUUCUAUACACUUGUACUUUGUAAUAAAUAUAACAUACACCACCAGUCAAAAGGUUAGACACACCUACUCAUUCAACGUUUUUUUUUUUUUACUACUUUCUACAUUGCAGAAUAAUAGUGAAAAUAUCAAAACUAUGACAUAACACAUAUGGAAUUAGGUAGUAACCAAAACAGUGUUCAAGAAACCCUUUGACUACAUGACAGCUUUGCACACUUUUGGCAUUUUCUCAACCAGCUUCACCUGGAAUGCUUUUCCAACAGUCUUGAAGGCGUUCCCACAUAUGCUGAGCACUUGUUGGCUGCUUUUCCUUCACUCUGUGGUCCAACUCGUCCAACUCAUUCCAAACCAUCACAUUAGAGGCCAGAGGCCAGGUCAUCUGAUGCAGCACUCAAUCAUUCUCCUUCUUGGUCAAAUAGCCCUUACACAGCCUGGAGGUGUGCUGGGCUCCCAAGUGGCGCAGUAUUCUAAGGCACUGCAUCUCAGUGCUAGAGGCAUCACUACAGACCCUGGUUCGGUUCCAGGCUGUAUCACAACUGGUUGUGAUUGGGAGUCCCAUAGGGCGGCACACAAUUGGUCCACCGUUGUCCGGGUUAGGGUUUGUUCUUAACUAACUUGCCUAGUUAAAUAAAGGUGUACAAAAUCCUAUUGAAAACAGAUGAUGGUCCCACUAAGUGCAAACCAGAUGAGAUGGUGUAUCGCUGCAGAAUGCUGUGGUGGCCAUGCUGGUUAAGUGUGCCUUGAAUUCUAAAUAAAUCACAGACAGUGUCACCAGCAAAGCACCCCGACACCAUCACACCUCCUCCUCCAUGCUUCAUGGUGGAAACCACACAUGCAGAGAUCAUCCGUUCACCCACACCACGUCUCACAAAGACACGGUGGUUGGAACCAAAAAUCUUAAAUUUGGACUCAUCAGACCAAAGGACAGAUUUCCACCUCUCUAAUGUCCAUUGCUUGUGUUUCUUGGCCCAAGCAAGUAUCUUCUUAUUUUUGCUGUCCUUUAGUAGUGGUUUCUUUGCAAAAAUUAAACCAUGAAGGCCCGAUUCACACAGUCUCCUCUGAACAGUUGAUGUUGAGAUGUGUCUGUUACUUGAACUCUGUGAAGCAUUUAUUUGGGCUGCAAUUUCUGAGGCUAGUAACUCUAAUGAACGUAUCCUCUGCAGCAGGGGUGACUCUGGGUCUUCCUUUCAUGUGGCGGUUCUCAUGAGAGCCAGUUUCAUCAUAGAGCUUGAUGGUUUUUGCGACUGCACUUGAAUAAACUUUCAAAGUUCUUGAAAUUUUCCAUAUUGACUGACAUUCAUGUCUUAAAGUAAUGAUGGACUGUCUCUUUGCUUUUGAGUUGUUCUUGCCAUAAUAUAGAUUUAAAUAGGGCUAUCUUCUGUAUACCACCCCUACCUUGUCAUAACACAACUGAUUGGCUCAUAUGCAUUAAGAAGGAAAGAAAUUCCACAAAUGAACUUUUAACAAGGCACACCUGCUAAUUGAAAUGCAUUCCAGGUGACUAUCUCAUGAAGCUGGUUGAGAGAAUGCCAAGAGUGUGCAAAGCUGUCAUCAAGGCAAACACUGUCUGUUUUGGUUACUACAUGAUUCCAUAUGGGUUAUUUCAUAGUUUUGAUGUCUCCACUAUUAUUCUACAAUGUAGAAAAGUGUUUUUUUUUUAUAUGUAAAAAAACUGGAAUGAGUUGGUGUUUCCAAACUUUUGACUGGUACUGUAAAUUGCUCAAUUAGGGCCUAUGUAACAGUAUAAGAAAAUAUUCAAAAACACAUCUUUGUAUUUUCAAAAUAUACUUCACUUUCAAAAUUAAACAACAUCCAUGUAGUGCAAUAGAAAAUUAACAUGAUCAUUAUAGAGGGGUUAUUUGUUUAGCAAAAACACAGACGCAUGAGCAGCUAUGGGGCAAAACAGAUGGGGUUGACUUAGAUUGUUGACAACAUGUAAGCUAUAUUUUACUCUCCAAUGUUUAUUGAAAACAUAAAUACAUUUGCACAAUGA